AUGCCCUGACGCACAUUCCUCAAUGAUUAUGGUUUUAUUUCUGUUCUGGAAGGCAACAAGCCCAAGAGGAGCUGGACUCUGCUUCUAACCCCUAUCAUCCUCCCACACCCAGAACCACGCCGUACAGAAAACAAAGACCAUUGACAGCUGACACUUCGCGCAUCCAGCUCAAUCCAAAAAGAAUCCCAGACCGAAGACCGCUUCCGCUUCACCCCCGUCAAACACGCCAACACCCUCCCCCGCCUCUGGGAUCGCAAACCCUCCACCUCCUUCCUGAGCCAACAAUCUCGCCCGCGCAAAGUCUGGAAGCGCUUCCGCACAUCGUUCAAUAGCAUAAAGUCGCUUCAGCAGAUGAUUGGCGCGGACAGGCCGCUCGAGGAGAUGGAGUUGGAUACGGUGAUUAAUGCAUCGAGGGGUGCGGGCUUGCUGAGGGGUGCGGGCUUGCUGAGGGGUGUGAAGCGGAGGUGCUUAGGCGUUGAGGUUGGGGGGAGGGAAGAGAGAGGACGGUCAUUUUUGGAGACCAAGUGGGAGGGUGAGGUUCGGAGGAGACGCAAACUUCCUACGCCAUACACCCCUCCAACGGUGGAUGAAUCGCAGCCCGAAAGUGACUACGAGACUGGGCAGGAAUUUUCCACGUCAGACAUCGAAGCGGACUUAACGCAGGAUUCCAUUGAGACGGACGAAUCCGUGGACAUUGAGACAAACUCUCCGAUUACGUUUAAUCAGGAUAUGGCCUAUCCUGAAAUGCUACAUGGCACGUCGAGUUGCCAAGAAGUUGAAAGUGAAGAAAUCGACAUUGCCGUGCAACCCCGCGAUGAUCAGUCAACCUUGAAUAUCGCCAGCGAAGAAGCUAGCGAAGAAGUCAGCGAAGAAGUCAGCGAAGAAGUCAACAAAACUACGAUGGACAAUCAGCCUGAGCCAGGGAAAGAGACUGCGCCCGCCCAAGAAAUCACAAGUGCCCAACAAGAAUCGACUCUUGUACGGUCGGCACUUCGAAGCUCGCUGGAUGGGGAGGAUGCUGAAUUACUCAACAACUUCCUAACAAAGGCCAGAGCGAAACGGGCCGCCAAAGCAGCGAUGGCCCAAGAGAACGUUGAGGAAGAGAAAGUCACCAAGAAAGAAGAGGUCCCCGACAUGCCAACGCCGCGAUCCCGUCGGGCUCUGGAGGAGCUGGACACCAAUUCCCCAAGCCCAUCCCCGCAGAAAGUCCGCCUGCCGUCGCCCAAGAAGCCUGAGAAUCCUCCCGCAAGCCCAAUUCGCAAGGAGAUUGUCUACAACGAUGAGGAACAAACCGGAGACGAGAAACAGCAAUCAAGUCCGGUCACCCGUCGGAGUACGAGGGUUCGUGUGCCGCCACAGACGACUACCACCGCCAUUCGCAACACUCUGUCGCUCCGUCGCGCCAAGGGAACCGAGUUUGUCUUCCUUCAGCGAUCAGAGGCCCAGGAACUUGCUCUAGCGACACGCAAAAACACGCGACAAAACAAGGGCAGCGCGGUGUUUCCGAAAUACGUACUCAAGAAUCUGGCCCAGAAGCAAGGACCAAAAGAAGGGUCUCCGAACCCUGCGCCCAGUGCCAACAAGAAAGGGAAUCGGGUGUGCUGGAACAACGCACGUCUGGUGGAAUUUGAAGAUGGCGAAGAGCCACAACCUGCUCCUACCGAGUGCGAAUCCAGUCAUGAGCCCUCCGAUGUCGACAGCGCACAGCCGACCAAGAAGGGCAGCGAGAAGCGGAAGACGACUGGCGGUAGCAGUGGCCGUACUCGAUCCCAGCGUGCGCAGAAGGGUAACAAGACCACGCCUUCUACGGGCACUCUGGCUCCGCCAAAGACCACCGCAACACCACCUGCAGGACGUGUGCGAAAACUGGGAGGCUCUGCCACACCUACAAAGUCCAAAUCCGCGCCGUCGCCAGCGACUCCAUCAUCCAAGGGUACCACCGACACACCCGCCGGGAAGCGCAAGAAGUUGACUCCCAAACCACCCAGUUCUACGUUGUCGCCAGCCAAGAAUACCACCAGCAGCAGCACCACAACGACACCUGCCAGCAAAGUACCGAAGCCGACAAGCCGGACAUCAACAUCGUCCGCAACGAAGAGCAAGAGCAUCUUCAAGGCGAAUGCUGGGUCAACGCCGGUGCCGAAGCGGGUCCGUGCUCGGGCCUAGUCUCGCGGUUUAACGUUUGUUUUGUUUUUUUGCCUUGUACAUAUUGAGGUUAUUGUUGUGCUUAGUGGGUACAUAGGUGGUUUUGUGUUUUGUACAUAUUUGAUGGGAAUAAGGGUAUUUAUGUCUGAGUUCUGUUAUGAUGCUAGGAAUUUGUCUGGGUACAAUCGUUUCUCGAUUUCAAUUGACUUCCUGUUGAUAUUCUUC
This is a messenger RNA of Aspergillus glaucus CBS 516.65, 2370 nucleotides long. RefSeq lists its product as uncharacterized. The coding region runs from base 352 to 2166 and encodes 604 amino acids. The record is from RefSeq and is a predicted model, not a curated record. The transcript is spliced from 2 exons. Lineage: Eukaryota; Fungi; Ascomycota; Eurotiomycetes; Eurotiales; Aspergillaceae.